AUGAUUUUAAUGGCUGCAACAAAUACAAAUACAUGUAAUAAUGAUAUUUCAGCAAAGGAAUAUUUUAAAAUAUUUUAAAUGAACUUAGAAACUAAAUUCAAAUAGAUUUAAUCUAUUAAUUUGGAAGAAACAGCAAAUAUAAUUGUUAGCAGUCAAAAAUUGCUUGAAUUAUUAAAUUAAUUGUUCUAUUAGGAUUAUUAUUAUGUUGCUAUUAGUUCUUUCAAUAAUUAGGAUCUCUUUGUAGAUUUUUAACUCAAAAAAAAAUUAUAAAUUAUUGUGAAUUCAUAUCAAUUUUUAUAGUAGCGAGAUAAGGGAAAUAUUAAAUCAUCAAUAGAAGAUUCAAAAAUGAAAGUUGCUAUCUCAUUUAUAGAAAAGAAUUAUCAUUAUGAUUAUUUAACUGAGAGAUUUAAUAAUAUUUAAGCAGGGAUUGCCAUAUUUAGUUUAAUUCAAUUAGAUCAUAAAUAAUUUUAAAAUUUCUUCUAUUCCAAAAGACCUUCUGUGUAAGAAUAAUUAUUUAAUUAAAUUAUGGAUAUAGCAGAAGUUUCAGAGAAUCUUUUUUUAAAUUUACUCUUAGUUGGGAAAUGUUUAUCUAAAUUAAGAUAAUGGGAAUAUGCUCUCAAAGUUUAUGCUAAAUUGUUAUAUUUAAUAAAAAAUCAAUAAGAUAAAGAGAAAUUUAGAAUCUACAUCUAUUUUAAGAUAUGUAAAAUUCAAUUUUUGUAAGGAUAAAUUAAUGAAUCGAAGAAGAAACUCAAAUAAUUAAAUAAUUUAAUAGAACAAUACGAAAAUUAACAAAUAGAAUUUUAUUAGCCAAAUAAUAGAGAAAUCAAGCAUUAAAGCUUAAUUAUUUCAUUAUUGAUAAGUGUCUAUACUAAUUAGAUAGAUUUAAAAAGGGAGAUUAUGAUAAAAAUUGCUCCAAUUAUCAAAUUAAUUAAUUAGAGUACAUAAAAAAGAUAUUUUAAUAUGUUGUAAUACGAAUUCUUUAGACUUAUUCAAUAAUAGGGAAUGAUAUUUAGGAGUGAAGAAGGAUAAAUAUAAUUAGACUUUAUUCUAAGGAAAACUUAAUCAGUAUGUUAGGAAAGAUAAGAAAUUGAAUAAAAAAGUAAUAAUUUUUUUGCAAUAUUUAAAUCCAUUUUUGAUUCUCCAAAUUAAAAAGGUGAAAAAUUAUUACAAAUUAAAAGUUAUUUUAAAGCAGUAGUGGAAUUUCUUAUUAUAAAUGUGUUACUUAGAAAAAGAGACAUUUGUAUUUUAUAAUAUUUUAAUCCUAAUCUAUAUCCAUUAUUAAGAGUAUUUCUUGAAAAAAAUUUUUUAUUUAAUUUGGAAAUGAAAUCAGAAAUAUACUUUUUUAUUCAUGAUUUUGAGGAAGCAUAUUAAUUGGCAAAGCAAACAAAAAAUGAAAAAAUGAUAGGAUAGAUCUUAGAGUAUUGGGGUAAAUAUGAAGAUGCCAUUAAAAUCUAUAAAAAUAUUAAAAUUCCAAAUAUUGAGAUUAGUUGUGCCAUUUUAUUAAAAAUCUUAAAUGACGAGAAUAGAAAUAAAAUUGAAAAAUGUUAAUCAUAAUAGAAUUCACAAGAAAAUGCAAUAACAUAUUUUUUAAAUUUAGUUCAAAAGUAAGGAUCAUAUAAAAUUUUUGCUUAAAAGUAUUUAGAAAUUUUAUUACAACGUUCAGAUUCACAAGUACAACUAUCAGAAAUAAUAGCAAAGGUAGAAGUAGAGAAGACACUUAAAAAUCGUGAGACUGGAAAAUAUUAACAAUAAGAAGAUGUUGAAGAGAUAGUUUAAACAAAAUCAUAAGAUAUCGAAACUUUUAGAAGUGUAUCAUAAUAUUUGUAAGAGUUUUCAUUAGAGGAGGAUUAAUUGAAAUAAAGUUUUAAUUUUCCAAUAAGAAAAGAUAUUAGAUUAUUUUAUCAUAGGUUGAGAAAUGAUUUAAAAUAGGAAUAAGAUGGUUGUUUAAUAAAUCUAUUAGAUGAAUUUGUUAAGAAAACUCAAUUUUUAAAAUGUGAAACUGAAGAAUUAUUUAAUAAUAAUGAUGUUGUAGAACCGCUAGGUUAAGGAGGAAAUAGUAAAGUAUACAAAUUCAAUUUUUAAGGUUAAUCUUUUGCUGCAAAAGAGAUUUAAUUAGAGUAUAUGGAAAAUAACAUCAAUUAAGAUGUGA
Paramecium pentaurelia is the source of this 2149-nucleotide messenger RNA. The record is from the annotation of a GenBank genome assembly. NCBI's taxonomy places the organism in Eukaryota, Ciliophora, Oligohymenophorea, Peniculida, Parameciidae.